GGGCGGCCGGGUGCUGGGAGGGGCGGGCGCCGGCGGCGGCGGCGACAGCAGCUGCAGCUGCGGUGCGACCAGGCCGGGCAGCGAAGAGCGCACCGAGAGCUCGAGGUCCGCGUAGCCCAGCUCAGCCAUGGAGCCCCGCGCGGACUCAUUCCAUGAUGUCCCUGUCGGUGCGGCCGCAGCGCCGCCUGCUCAGCGCCCGGGUCAGUAGGAGCCAGUCCUUCGCAGGCGUCCUCGGCAGCCACGAGCGGGGGCCCAGGAGCUUCUCGGCCUUCAGUCCCCCAGGGCCCCCACGGAAGCCCCCAGCGCUCUCCCGAGUGUCCAGGAUGUUUGCCGUGGCACACCCGGCCCCCAAGGUGCCGAAGCCAGAGCGGCUGGACUUGGUGUACGCUGCUCUCAAGCGGGGCCUGAAGGCCUAUUUGGAAGUACACCAGCUGGAACAGGAGAAACUCCAAGGGCAGAUAAGAGAAUCCAAGAGGAAUUCCCGCCUGGGCUUCCUGUAUGACUUAGACAAGCAAGUCAAGUCCAUUGAACGCUUCCUGCGGCGGCUGGAGUUCCAUGCCAGCAAGAUCGACGAGCUAUACGAGGCAUACUGUGUCCAGCGGCGUCUCCGGGAUGGUGCCUAUAACAUGGUCCGUGCCUACAGCACCGGGUCCCCAGGGAGCCGUGAGGCCCGGGACAGCCUGGCCGAGGCCACGCGGGGGCAUCGAGAGUACACAGAGAGCAUGUGUCUGCUGGAGAGUGAGCUGGAGGCACAGCUGGGCGAGUUCCAUCUCCGGAUGAAAGGGCUGGCUGGCUUCGCCCGGCUGUGUGCGGGUGAUCAGUAUGAGAUCUGCAUGAAAUAUGGGCGUCAGCGCUGGAAACUACGGGGCCGCAUUGAGGGUAGUGGAAAGCAGGUGUGGGACAGUGAGGAAACCGUCUUUCUUCCUCUGCUCACGGAAUUCCUGUCCAUCAAGGUGACAGAGCUGAAGGGCCUGGCCAACCAUGUGGUUGUAGGCAGCGUCUCCUGCGAGACCAAGAACUUGUUUGCCGCUCUGCCCCAGAUUGUGGCUGUGGACAUCAAUGACCUCGGCACCAUCAAGCUCAGCCUGGAAGUCACGUGGAGCCCCUUCGAUAAGGAUGACCAGCCCUCGGCUGCUUCGACUGUCAACAAGGCCUCCACGGUCACCAAGCGCUUCUCUACCUAUAGCCAGAGCCCCCCGGACACACCCUCGCUUAGGGAGCAGGCCUUCUAUAAUAUGCUGAAACGGCAGGAGGAGCUAGAGAAUGGGACGGCAUGGUCCCUGUCGUCCGAAUCUUCAGAUGAUUCCUCCAGUCCUCAGCUCUCGGGCGCUGCCCGCCACUCCUCAGCCCCCAGGCCCCUGGUGCAGCAGCCUGAGCUUCUGCCCAUCCAAGUUGCCUUCCGUAGGCCCGAGACCCCCACCUCUGGGCCCACAGAUGAGGAGGGAGCCAUGGCACCAUCCCUGGCCAAUGGGCACGCCCCCUACAGCCGGACUCUGAGCCACAUCAGUGAGGCCAGUGUAGAUGCCGCCUUGGCAGAGGCUUCAGCAGAGGCUGAGGUCCUAGAAAGCCAGGGGCCUAACCCACCUGCACACCCAAUUCCUAUCCAUGGGGAGCAACCUGGUCCUGCCCCUGCUGUCCUGGACCCUGAAUCUUCUGUCACAAGCCCCACUGUCAGUGCAAGAGGCCCUGCCCACACGUCUACAGACCCUGCCCCCUCUGUACAUUUAAACUCACUUCACAAGGUCACAGACACUAGCUCUCCUGAACUACCAGGUCCCACUCACACCACUACAAGCCCCACCUGUAAUACUGUAAGCCCUUCCAGCAGUGCUGCAAGCCUCACGCACACUGCCACAGACUCUGCCCACAAGUCCAAGCCCUCUACCCUCACUGCUACAGGCCCUUCCCACAGUGCCAUGGGCCCAGGCCAAACCACAACUCCCACCCAGGGGCCAGUGCUUUCUACCCUCACUACUGCGGGUCCUACCCCCAACACUACAAGCCCAGUCCAGACCGUAAGCUCCAGCCACACUGUCACAAACCUGACAAGUACUGUUACAAGCCCCACUGUCAAGCCUUUGCUCUCUGCCCAAGCUACGCCAGGCCCUAUGUCAAGUGCCCAGGGCCCCGCCCCACCUACUAUAAGCCCCACCCACACUACUGCAAGCCCCACUCACACUACUGCAAGCCCCACCCACACUACUGCAAGCCCCACCCGUACCACAGACCCCAUCCACACCACCACCAGCCCCAUUCACAAAGCCAGGAUGACCACUCACAUCACUAUAAGUCCAAUCCCCAAUGCUAAAGGCCAGGUCCAAACCACCAGAAGCCCCACCCACCCUGUCACAAGCCCCACUCUUACAACUGUAAGCCCUUCCACUCCUCUAGACCUUGCCACGCUCCCCAGCCCCUCUGCACACACAGACCCCAACCUCCCAGGCACCGACCCACUGUCCUGUGACCACCCAGCCUCCAUGCCUGGCACUCAGGCAGCCCCAAGUACCUCCUACCCAAGUCCUGCCUGCUCUAAUUUGGAACCCCUUACAAGCCCUUCCCCAGAGUCCCCAGGGCCCACCCUUCAGAGCCCAAGCCCCCCUUCCUCACCCUUAGCCCCCGUGCCCCAGCAUUCAGACGACGUUAGCAUGGCCAUGGCUACCCAGGCCCCCCCAGUUCCAGGAGCAGCUGGAGGGGCUGGAGACAGGAGGCUGGAAGAGGCACUGAGGGCCCUAAUGGCUGCCCUGGAUGACUAUCGCGGCCAAUUCCCGGAGCUACAGGGCCUGGAGCAGGAGGUGAUCCGGCUGGAGAGUCUGCUCAUGCAGAGACAAGGCCUGACCCGGAGCCGGGCCUCCAGUCUUAGCAUCACGGUGGAGCAUGCGCUGGAGAGCUUCAGCUUCCUCAACGAGGAUGAAGAUGAAGCCAAUGAUGGUCCUGGAGACAGGCUCCCAAGCAGCCUGGAGCCCGGGGCUGAGGAGAGCCUCAACUCGCCCAGUGCCCGCCCGCUCAGCACGGAGUGUCCAGCUCUGGAUACUGCCUUGGUCCAGCACCUGUACUACUGCAGCCGCCUCCUGCUGAAACUGGGCACGUUUGGGCCCCUGCGCUGCCAGGAGGCGUGGGCCCUGGAGCGGCUGCUGCGGGAGGCACGAGUGCUCGAGGCAGUAUGCGAGCUUAGCAGGCGAUGGGAAGUCCCUGUUACCUCUGCCCAGGAAGUGGUGCAGUUCUCGGCCUCUCGGCCUGGCUUUCUGACCUUCUGGGACCAGUGCACAGAAGGACUUAGCCCCUUCAUCUGCCCUGUUAAGCAGGUGCUGCUCACCUUCUGCAAUCAGUAUGGUGCCCGUCUCUCCCUGCGACAGCCAGGCUUAGCUGAGGCUGUGUGUGUCAAGUUCCUGGAGGAAGUGCUGGGGCAGAAGCUGCCCAGAAGGCCCCAGCCGGGCCCUGGAGAACAGCUCACUGUCUUCCAGUUCUGGAGUUACGUGGAAACCUUGCACAGCCCAUCUAUGGAGGCCUAUGUGACCGAGACUGCUGAGGAGGUGCUACUGGUGCAGAGCCUGAACUCAGACGACCAGGCUAUUGUGCUCAAGGCUCUAAGGUUGGCACCUGAGGGGCGGCUGCGAAGGGACGGGCUUCGGGCCCUCAGCUCCCUGCUUGUCCAUGGCAACAACAAGGUCAUGGCCGCUGUCAGCACCCAGCUCCGGAGCCUGUCGCUGGGCCCUGACUUCCGGGAAAGGGCCCUGCUCUGCUUCCUGGACCAACUCGAGGAUGAGGACGUGCAGAUGAGAGUGGCUGGCUGCCUGGCCCUAGGCUGCAUCAAGGCUUCCGAGGGCAUCGAGCCCCUGGUGUACCUGUGCCAAACGGACACGGAAGUCGUGAGGGAAGCUGCUCGGCAGAGCCUGCAACAGUGUGGGGAAGAGGGACAGUCUGCCCAUCGCCGGCUAGAGGAGUCGCUGGACGCCCUGCCCCGGAUCUUCGGGCCUGGCAGCAUGGCCAGCACGGCAUUCUAAACUCCCCGCCCACCGGCUCCCAGUGCCCCUUCCCCCACUUUCAGGGCUCACCAGGCACUGGCAGGGAGGGUGAGGGCUGGCUCCAGACACCCCUCCCCCACAGAUUCCUAUCAAUGAAAAUCCUAAUAUAUUCUUCUGUUGCCCUUGGGGUGGGUAGAGUCAGUGCCUGCAGUCAAGUGCCUCCCAGCCUCAGCUCAGCACUCUUGCCACGAAUCAAUGCUCCAGGCCUGGCCAUCCCGCCUCUGCCCCACCGCAUCCCUUGGUUUUGUAUUUUAUUUACAGAGUUUUACAGAAAAUAAAAAAACCAAAAUGCCUUUCCUACA
This is a messenger RNA of Phyllostomus discolor (pale spear-nosed bat), 4324 nucleotides long. RefSeq names its product RHO family interacting cell polarization regulator 1 (gene RIPOR1). The record is from RefSeq and is a predicted model, not a curated record. The transcript has 22 exons. NCBI's taxonomy places the organism in Eukaryota, Metazoa, Chordata, Mammalia, Chiroptera, Phyllostomidae. Bases 153 to 4001 code for a protein of 1282 amino acids.